AUGCAAUGCUGCUGCUGGGCAGCUGUCAGUAUUGCCGAGGCUCUGAAGGCGGACGAUACCCUGUCCCUGAGUCGGGUGGACAGCAGGUGGCGUGCUGAGUUGGGGCAGCCGAGCGUUUGGCAAAGAUACCUCAACGGGUCGCCUGAGCUGCUUGCUCGGAAUGUGCUCGCGGACAAUAACGCUGGUGCGCUAUUCGUCGGGCCGUCUGUGCACCCCGAGAACUACCGGGCGAUAGUCGCUGCCUUGCGGCAGCCUGGCUGGUUCCGGCAUUAUCAAGGAAUGAAAAGGCUUGUGAGCUCGGGUCAGCUGAAAGAGCAGCUUGGGGGGCCAGAUGGGGUCAUCAAAGAGCUCAGACGAAGCCUUCGUGCCCAGGCACUCGGCAGGCAGCUGCAGGCUGGCUUCGCUGCCUGCGAAGCGCGCACAUCACGAACACCACCAGCAAAGAGGACAACUUCCGAAACAUACACGCCGCGAACACCGCCAAGGAAGAGGCGAGCGGACGCCGCGACGCCACCGAAAUGUCGUCAAGUUCGGCCACGAGCCCCAAGCGCGAAGAGCACGCCGAAGGCUCCAAAGAAAGUGCCGACGCCAAAGCAAUCUGUUACGACACAAAGCCGACCGAAGCGAGGGCCGGCCACAACUCAGCCGGGCGAGGCGUGCACUGCUCGGCCAACCCUUCCAUGCCGGAAUCGCUCGAGCUCCUCCUCGUCUUCGUCUUCUUCCUCGUCUUCCUCGGAGAGUUCUUCUCCGAAGAGCAUCCCUCCAAAAAGAAGCUGCAGUUCACGUGGCAAUUCGUUGCCGCGGACACCUCCCCGCCGAGUCCCUCUGUCAAGACAGCGCGACCUUACGCCGGAGCGACCGGCGUGCAAGCAAUCGAAGCGCUGUUUGCCAGAUGGAAGCGAAUACGAAGGAGAAAUGAAGGAUGGUCGCCCUGAUGGUUUUGGGCGUCUUCGCCUUGCAGAUGGACUCCAUUACAAGGGAGACUUCCGUCUUGGACGCUUUGAGGGUCGAGGGGUCCUGGAAAAGAAGAACGCAUCGUACUGGGGCGAGUUCAAGGAUGGAAGGCGUCACGGACGGGGAUGUGUUCGGCUGCCUGAUGGACGGGUUCUCACAUGCAACUUUGUGCAGGGGCAGGCCCAGGGCCAUGGCACUCUCCGGAUGCCAGACGGCACCACUCUCUUCGAAGGUGACUUGAGUGACCUGAAAAGAAACGUACACCGCGGUGUACUGAGCGGGCAAGGGUCCGCACUCUUGGGGACGCAAGGAAAGUGA
Messenger RNA from Symbiodinium sp. CCMP2592, 1272 nucleotides. The record is from the annotation of a GenBank genome assembly. Lineage: Eukaryota; Dinophyceae; Suessiales; Symbiodiniaceae.